AUGGCAUCUAUUUUUGUGCAGGAUGCCUAUAGACUCCAGUUGAAGUUGUUCCUUUAUGAAGUAAAGCAGCAACAGUUGUUAUCAGGUGUCCGGACAUUCUUGAAAGUUUACUCAACAAUUUCUCUUGGGAAGCUUGCAAAUUACAUGGAAGUGGAUGAGCCGACUCUGAGGACUAUCUUGAUGACUUACAAGCACAAGACUCAUGCUGUUGAUUCCGAUGGAAAGAUUAUCUCAAAUGCAGAUGUGGAUUUCUACAUUGAUGACGAUAUGGUUCAUGUUGUUGAAUCCAAACCUGUGAAGCGAUAUGGUGAUUACUUCCUGCGGCAGAUUGUCAAGCUUGAAGGGGUGAUAAAUGAUAUGGACUGGGUAAAGCUGGACUGAGUUGCUCAUCACUUCUUGCCUCUUCCAGUUACUUGUUUUAUUCAUUUGAUACUACUUGGCAGAGAUUUUGUAUGACUUAGUUGGCAUUUUCUUGCCUUUUGAGUUAGUGAGAUUUCUUUAGCUUUGCGUUGUAAUUUUCGCCGCCACAUUCUUAUUAAUUUAAAUGAUAAACUGUGUUUUACGAGGGGCACCACAACCACAAGGAUUGAAUUGGUUUCUUAACCAAGUUUGUGUUGUCAGCCUGUUAAUCUGCCAUUGAUUAGAGAAGUUAUUAAUUUUGUGAAAUUGUAAUAUUUUUUGAGGUUAGCGAGGAAAUUUUAAA
Pistacia vera is the source of this 703-nucleotide messenger RNA. RefSeq names its product eukaryotic translation initiation factor 3 subunit L-like. The coding region runs from base 1 to 381 and encodes 126 amino acids. The record is from RefSeq and is a predicted model, not a curated record. Lineage: Eukaryota; Viridiplantae; Streptophyta; Magnoliopsida; Sapindales; Anacardiaceae. Gene Ontology annotation, biological process: translational initiation. Gene Ontology annotation, cellular component: cytoplasm; eukaryotic translation initiation factor 3 complex. Gene Ontology annotation, molecular function: translation initiation factor activity. The transcript has 4 exons.